Humulus lupulus (European hop) is the source of this 1329-nucleotide messenger RNA. Its product is annotated as proteasome subunit beta type-7-A-like. Gene Ontology annotation, cellular component: proteasome core complex. The transcript is spliced from 9 exons. The record is from RefSeq and is a predicted model, not a curated record. Gene Ontology annotation, molecular function: threonine-type endopeptidase activity. Lineage: Eukaryota; Viridiplantae; Streptophyta; Magnoliopsida; Rosales; Cannabaceae. The coding region runs from base 203 to 1018 and encodes 271 amino acids.
UAGCAAAUAGGUACAUUCCCUUCAUUUUAUUUACAAUGAUUUUCUUUUCUUGUACUCGAGACUACAGGAGGAGAUUGGUGGUGUUUAGGAGGAGCCAAACUGAUCGUCUCUUCACUUUGAUCUCGAUUUCUUCUUCUCAAAUCGAUUAGGUUUCCUCUUCCAACUCUCACAGGUGUCUUCUAUUCCGUGUUUGCAAGUCAGAAUGUCGAAGUUUGAUCUUCCGUCCAAGGGUGGGUUUAGUUUUGAUCUUUACAGAAGAAACGCUAUGCUUUCGGAGAAAGGUUUUCGGCAACCAUCUUAUCGAAAGACUGGUACUACUAUUGUCGGUCUAGUUUUUCAGGAUGGUGUCAUUCUUGGAGCAGAUACAAGGGCCACCGAAGGACCCAUAGUUUGUGAUAAGAAUUGUGAAAAAAUUCAUUAUAUGGCUCCCAAUAUUUACUGUUGUGGUGCGGGAACUGCUGCUGAUACUGAGGCAGUAACAGAUAUGGUCAGCUCCCAACUUCAGCUCCAUCGCUAUCACACUGGGCGAGAAUCUAGGGUUAUUACUGCCCUCACCCUACUUAAGAAACACCUUUUCAACUAUCAAGGUCAUGUCUCAGCUGCUUUGGUUCUCGGUGGUGUUGAUGUCACUGGGCCUCAUUUACAUACCAUCUAUCCUCAUGGUUCUACCGAUACAUUGCCUUUUGCUACAAUGGGAUCUGGUUCUCUUGCAGCAAUGUCAGUAUUUGAGACUAAAUACAAAGAAGGAUUGACUAGGGAUGAAGGAGUAAAGAUCGUAACUGAGGCAAUAUGCUCUGGUAUUUUUAACGACUUGGGCAGUGGAAGCAACGUCGAUGUUUGCGUAAUAACCAAGGGGCAUAAGGAGUAUUUGAGGAACCAUUUGAUGCCCAAUCCUCGCACCUAUGUCAGUGAAAAGGAAUAUAGAUUUUCCGAGAAGACUGAGGUGCUUUUAACAAAGAUUACUCCAUUGAAGGAGAAGGUGGAAGUGAUUGAAGUAGGAGAUUCAAUGGAAGAGUGAAAGCUGGAGAAGCAGAUGGGUAUUUCUUGCAAGUUUUAAGGAUGGAAUACAUGUAUUCUACUUGUUCUUUCCUCUCGAGUUCAUUGUGUCAUUUUAUUUAACAUUUAUGCGGUCUUUGCUUCUGGAUCUCUCGCUUGUGGCCAAAGAAACUGUUUGGUUGGUACGUGGUAGUGUCAAAACAAUAGAGUACCACCUAUCCUAUCUGCCUUAGGAGUUCACAUUCAUCAUGAGAACCAUACAAGACUUUACGAGUACAUUGUUCUAUCUUUUAGAAAUGACACAAGAAUAUGCAUAAGUUGCCUAUUUUGAAA